Molecule: messenger RNA, 1627 nt
Organism: Emericellopsis atlantica
Lineage: Eukaryota; Fungi; Ascomycota; Sordariomycetes; Hypocreales; Bionectriaceae
Exons: 3
Coding region: 1-1284 (427 amino acids)
Cellular component (GO): cytoplasm
Source: RefSeq, a predicted model, not a curated record
AUGCCGCUGACUAUCCUGGGAAAAGACGAUACAACGUCUCUCAUCGAGAGCUUGACGCCGCUGGAGAUCCACGAGCUUCGCAUGGUCCUCAGCGCCGCCCUGCAUGAAUUCUCAGUCAACCCUCGAGCAGGUGGGCACGGCACAUACCAGCAACCCAGAACCACCACGAUACGCCAUGAGCAGUCCGAGUGGCCCAGUGCCUUGAAUACUGCCUGUGGCCCCGAGGGCACGGCGUGCAAAGGCGCACGGCUGACAUCCUCCUCAUCAGUCAGCACACACCAACACGGCAGUCUUUCGCUAUACAAUACCCAGGGCGAGUUGGAAGCCAUCCUAUCGACAUAUCCCCUCACACCCUUCAUCACAGCGCUCUCCUCCGUCUGCCUGCUCUCCAAGCGCAGUCGCCCCAUCCACACCCUCGUCGUCUUUGGCGCCGGCCAGCAAGCGUAUUACCACAUCCGACUCGCCCUCAAGGUCCACGGCCACGCCAUCAAAAAGGUCCACGUGGUGAACCACCGGUUCUCCGACACGGCGGCUAACUUUCUCCGGAACUUCUCGACCAUCCCCCGGACCAUCAAGCACGAGGAAGGGUGGGAGCAUGCCGAGUUUGGCAUGUUGACGCCCGCGUUCCAUGACUACCACCGCCUCCUCACCGAGCAAGUCCUCGAAGCCGACGUCAUCUACCUCUGCACCCCGUCCCAGGAACCCCUUUUCCCGGGCGACAUUCUCACGAGCCACGAGGGACGGAGAAAGGGGCGCUUCAUUAUCGCUGUCGGCAGCACGAACCCGCACCAGAGGGAAAUUCCGGCCGAGCUCGUCGCUCAGGCCGUCAAAGUCCACGAAAAGCCACAUCGGCAUUUCCACAAGCACGCGGACGAAGGUGGCGUGGUGAUUGUCGACUCGUUGGAGGGUGGUAUCAAGCAUGCAGGGGAGAUUGUCCAUGGCGGUGUCAAGCCAAGCCAGCUAGUCGAACUCGGUGAGCUUGUAAUGCUCCAGCGCAUGGCAGAGUCGGAUGCCGAAUCGACGCGUAGUCAAAGCACGGACGAGACCUCGCUCGCGUCGGCCAACAGCCAGGCCACAUCGUCCUCAUCCAAGACAAACCUGUUCAGUCUGCCGCACCGCAAAAAGUCAAAUCACGACGAACGAGAGAGCGCGCUGGCGAGAUGGCUCGGUACAGGCACAGUGGUAUACAAAAGUGUCGGCCUGCCCAUGAUGGAUCUAGUCGUGGCCAACCUCCUUGUCAAACUGGCCGACGGGAAAGCUGUCGGCACAAAAGCUGCCUUUUGAGAUUAUUUGAUUUAGUUAUACUUACAGACGUAAGUGGCUUCUAGUCAGCAGCGUCUGACUCCUGAGAGAUCAAUAUGCUCCGUGUAAGCCCUCAUGCGUCUCUACCCCGCUCGCUGUUCAUCAACAGUACCUUACCAUUGCUGUGCGCUUGUCGAAGGCAACGGAAACUACAGACCGCUUCCCAAGUACGAUAUAUGAUGCAGGACCUGGACGCUCCAAUAUACCCCUACGUUACCCUGCAACCUGGGUUCUUUCGACUCUUCAAGCUGGUAGGCAGCCACUCAAGAGCGGCUUCAUCCUAUGAUGGCUCUCCUCUAGGUCAAGCCGCAGGUGCAGCUAGCAA